Diversispora eburnea is the source of this 1737-nucleotide messenger RNA. The record is from the annotation of a GenBank genome assembly. Lineage: Eukaryota; Fungi; Glomeromycota; Glomeromycetes; Diversisporales; Diversisporaceae.
AUGCUUAAGGGGGGCAAGCCAAUAAGAAAUGAAAAGGGAAAGAUUAUCAAAUCAGCUCUAUAUCAAAGUAGAGAAGUUACUGUAGGAAGAGUUCAACCAAAUAGACGUUGGUUUGGAAACACUAGAGUCAUUGGACAAAAAGAAUUAGAAUCAUUUCGGGAAUCUUUGGGUGGAAAGGUUGAUGAUCCAUAUCAGGUUUUACUUAAACAAAAUAAAUUGCCAAUGAGUUUGUUGGCUGAUGCAACAAAGGUAGCACGGAUGCAUAUGGUGGAAACAGAACCAUUUAUUGAUACAUUUGGUCCAAAAGCUCAAAGAAAGAGACCAAAAUUAAAAUUUGGUACAAUGAAGGAUAUGAUUUCUGAAACUAAUAACUCCUUGGAAAAAUAUGAUGAAAAAAGUGAUCAAUCGCUUAUAUCUAAUUUAGUGACAGAUUGGACUGAAGAAGCAAGAGAUAGUGUAUUUUCUAAAGAUCCGAUAGGAACACGAUGUAAGGUCGUGGAGCAAUAUAUUAAAAAAGAAGCUAAACAUAAACAUUUGAUAUUCUUAUUAAACAAAUGUGAUCUCAUCCCUACGUGGGUAACGACAAAAUGGGUGGGACUUUUGUCUAAAGAGUAUCCAACUUUGGCAUUUCAUGCUAGUAUAAAUAAUUCUUUUGGAAAGGGAUCUUUGAUUCAAUUAUUACGACAAUUUUCAAAUCUCCAUUCCGACAAGAAACAAAUUAGUGUUGGUUUUAUUGGAUAUCCAAACACUGGUAAAAGUUCUAUUAUCAACACCCUAAGAAGUAAGAAAGUCUGUAGUGUUGCCCCUAUUCCUGGUGAAACAAAGGUUUGGCGAUACAUUACUUUGAUGAAACGAAUAUAUCUAAUUGAUUGUCCUGGGAUAGUGCCACCAUCCGAUGACGAUUCUGAGACGGAUAUUGUGCUAAGAGGAGUGGUCCGAAUAGAAAAUUUAAAAACUCCCGAAGAUUUUGUUCCUCCUAUUUUGGAAAGAGUUCGUAAAGAAUACCUGAAACGUACUUAUAAUUUACGUGAUUGGAAUGAUCAUUUAGAUUUUCUUUAUCAAAUUGCACAAAAAUCCGGAAAAUUACUGAAAAAAGGAGAACCCGAUAUUUCGACAGUAUCUAAAAUGAUUCUAAAUGAUUGGUUACGUGGUAAAAUCCCAUAUUUUACUUUGCCAUUAGUCGAGAAUGAAAACGAUAAUAAUGAAAACAUAGAUGAAAACGAUGCCGAGAAAAAGAAAAUACUAAAAGGUGUUGAACAAGAAUUUAAUAAUAUUCAUGUUACUACCGAAUUUCUACAAGAUGAUCUAAAGAAAGAUGAAAGCCCAGAUGAAUCAACUACUAAAACUGAUGAGAAAGAUGAAGAAGAAAAGACUCAACACCUUUCUGAUGAGAAGGGUUCCGAUGAAAAAGAUUUUGACGAAAAUAAAAUUCAACAUUCUUCUGAUGAGGAAGAUAUUGAAAAAACUCAUUCAGAUCAGAAAACUACCAAUAAAUCGAAAAAAGAAAUCCCGAUCGUAAACAAUAAAAACCGCAAAAAAAGAAAAAGGAAGAGGAAUGACAGUGAUGAUGAGGUAGAACGAAUAAAAGAACCACGGCUAAAAACAAAUAAACAAAAAAUUGGUGUUCAAUAUUAUGAAACGGCCAAUGUUAAAAAUAAAAAUAGAAAUAAAAAACCUCCUCAAGAUAGUACUAAAUUAGAAAAAAAAUUUAAGAAAAUGGGUGCUAAAAAGAAUUAA